Molecule: messenger RNA, 3924 nt
Organism: Dendrobium catenatum
Lineage: Eukaryota; Viridiplantae; Streptophyta; Magnoliopsida; Asparagales; Orchidaceae
Product: leucine-rich repeat receptor-like serine/threonine-protein kinase BAM1
Exons: 2
Coding region: 544-3558 (1004 amino acids)
Biological process (GO): protein phosphorylation; hormone-mediated signaling pathway
Cellular component (GO): plasma membrane
Molecular function (GO): protein binding; protein kinase activity; ATP binding
Source: RefSeq, a predicted model, not a curated record
UCCCAGACCUUUAACAUACUGCCACAAAUUAAAGUAUGUAUUUAACAGCUGCAAAUAUAUUCCGACGCAAUAAAGAAGAUCAAUACACAGAUUGAACCGUGCCCAUUAUUUUUGCUCUACUAGGGCUCACUGGUUGGAAUAAAGGAUAAAGAACCCAUGAACGGUCGCUUUAGACUCUUUUAAAAACUAUAAAAAGAUUUAAAAUUCUGUUAUCCCAACGGCCGUUUUAUUUUUCCCGUUACAUCGAGUUUUAAAAGCUCAACCCUUCCCCUCGUCUACCUCUCUCCACUUUUCUCCCUGUUAACGAAAGAAGCACAAGCACUACUUCACACUCCAGGAUCUUAUCAGAGUCAGAGCCCAGCUUCUUCCCCCUCUACAACUGAUUCCAGCAACUGAAACAACUGUAUUCACACUAUCCCCAUUUCUUCUAGGAGAAGACACCUCAAAGUUGAACUUCCUGAGAUUCCCCACCUUUUACUUUCAGUGUUAUAUCCUCAUUAACCAGCCACUCGCCAUGAAUUCCUGAAAAGCUCCAUCAAAGCAAUGUCUCCGCUUCUCCUCUUCUUCUUCCUUCUCUCUAUCUCCCUUCUAAGCUACACCAACUGCAUUCCUUUGCUUGAAGAUGGCAAAACCUUAGCUUUCUUUAGAAAAUCGAUUCAUUCCCCGCUUUCAGUAUUCGACGACUGGAACGUUUCCAAUCCCAGCUCUGUCUGCUCGUGGUCGGGAGUCAGCUGCUACGGCCAACGCGUUGCAGCUAUCGAUCUCUCUAAUCUGAACAUCUCUGGUACAGUUGAGCUCGCCGGUCUUGAUGCACUCAUAAACCUCUCUCUCGCAGGAAAUAAGCUCAACGGAUUCGUCAACCUGUCAAACUUUCCAAAUCUUCGGUACCUCAAUAUCUCCGGCAAUCAAUUCUCCGGCGGACUCGAAUGGGACUACAACGGCAUGCCGAAACUUGAGGUUUUCGACGCCUAUGAUAACAACUUCACCGCGCCUCUCCCACUUGGCGUUACCAAUUUGCAGAGGCUUCGGUACCUCGAUCUCGGGGGAAACUUCUUUUAUGGAUCAAUUCCUCCAAACUACGGAGGAAUGCUCGCAAUGAAGUCGCUCUCGCUCACCGGAAACGAUCUCCGAGGGAAAAUACCCGGCGAGCUUGGGAACCUAACCGGGCUUAAUUAUCUCUACCUGGGCUAUUUCAAUGCAUUUGAGGGCGGUAUUCCGGCUGAGCUCGGCAAGCUCGGUAAUCUAGUUCACCUUGAUGUCUCCAGCUGCAGCAUCGAUGGCCUCAUUCCUGAGCAAUUGGGGAAAUUGAUCAACCUCGACACCCUCUACCUCCACACCAACGCUUUGUAUGGUGCGAUUCCGGCGGCCCUCGGAAAUCUCACGAGGCUCGUAUACCUCGAUCUCUCCAACAAUGCGCUCACCGGCGAAAUACCGCGAGAAUUCGUCGGCCUCACUAAACUUAGUUUGUUCAAUCUCUUCAUGAACCGGCUACAUGGGUCGAUACCGGAGUUCGUCGCUGGCUUGCCGGAGCUCGAAACUCUGGAGCUCUUCAUGAACAACUUUACCGGCGCAAUACCAGCGAGGCUUGGCUCCAGCGGGAAGCUCCAGCUACUUGAUCUUUCAUCAAAUAAGAUCACUGGAACCAUACCGGAGGAGCUCUGCCCCUCCAACCAGCUCAAAAUUCUAAUUCUGUUUAAGAAUUUUCUCUUUGGUUCACUGCCGGAGAGUUUGGGGAACUGCCUGAGUUUGACGAGGGUGAGGCUUGCGGAGAAUUAUUUCAAUGGGAGUGUCCCAUUAGGGUUAAUUUACCUUCCUCUGCUUGAUCUAUUAGAACUUAACAACAAUUACUUCUCCGGAACGAUUUCGGAAAACUCCGAUCAAGAACGUGGGGAAUCUCGAUUGACUGUUUUAAAUUUAUCAAACAAUCUUUUCUCCGGCCCGAUUCCGGCUUCGAUUUCCACCCUUUCUUUUCUCGAAACCCUGAUCCUCAGCGAGAACCGAUUCUCUGGCUUGAUUCCGGCAGACAUCGGCAGACUACAGCGGUUAGAGAAAGUGGAUUUUAGCCGGAACGAGCUUUCGGGAGAGAUCCCCUCGGAAAUCGGGCGAUGCGCGCAGCUGACCUACCUCGAUCUCAGCGGGAACAAACUCUCUGGCCGCAUCCCACUAGAAGUCGCCGCUCUCGGCGUGCUCAGCUACCUAAAUCUCUCGCGCAACCACCUCUGCGAUUCCAUCCCUCGCUCCAUUGGGUCCAUUGCCAGCCUUACCUCCGCUGAUUUCUCUUUUAACGAUCUCUCCGGACGCCUUCCAGACUCUGGCCAGCUCGCUUUCCUCAACGCAUCCGCCUUCGCCGGAAAUCCCCGCCUCUGCGGCGCCGCCAUCAGCAACCCAUGCGUCCCUUCCUCGGCAGCUCCGACAACAUCGCCUCGUCUCCGCCGCCUCCCGACCAACUUCAAGCUCGUCUUCGCUCUCGGCCUCCUCAUCUGCUCCCUCGUCUUCACCGCCGCCGCCGCGGCGAAGGUUCGCGCCCACCGCCGCGCCGCCGCCGCCGCCCCGUGGACAAUAACAGCGUUCCAGAAAGUAUCUUUCGGCGUAACGGAAGUGCUGGAGAGCAUGAAAGAAGGAAACGAGAUCGGGCGGGGCGGAGCCGGGGUGGUGUAUCUCGGACGCUCACCUAACGGUGACGGUAUUGCAGUUAAAAAACUAAUGGGUUUUGGGACGAACGGUCACGAUCACGGAUUCCGCGCCGAGAUUCGCACUCUGGGAAGCAUCCGUCACCGUAACAUCGUCCGAUUGCUGGCCUUCUGCUCGGAUUCUCAUACAAAUGUUUUGGUAUACGAAUACAUGGGUAACGGCAGCCUGGGCGAGGUGCUCCACGGCAAGCGCGGGGGGUUUCUCGAGUGGGACCGUCGGUACAGGAUAGCCUUAGAGGCUGCCAGAGGUCUAUGUUACCUCCACCACGACUGCUAUCCCAUGAUCAUACACCGCGACGUCAAGUCUAACAACAUCCUCCUCGACUCCAAUCUUGAGGCCCACGUGGCAGAUUUUGGCCUCGCCCGGUUUCUGCUGGACGGUGCCUCCUCCGAGUGCAUGUCAGCCGUCGCAGGAUCCUACGGCUACAUUGCGCCAGAAUAUGCUUACACGCUGAAGGUGGAUGAGAAGAGUGAUGUCUACAGCUUCGGAGUAGUUCUAUUAGAACUCAUCACCGGUCGCCGCCCAGUUGGGGAUUUCGGCGACGGGGUGGACAUAGUUCAAUGGGUCAAGAAGAUAACAAAUGGUGGGAAACAAAGCGUUGAUAUAAUACUCGACUCGAGACUCGCCUCAGUCCCCUUAGAUGAAGCCAUGCAUGUCUUCUUCAUCGCCAUUUUAUGCGUUCAAGAGAACAGUAUUGAGAGGCCGACGAUGAGGGAAGUUGUUCAAAUGCUCUCGGAGUUCACUCGCCAUGUUUCAUCAGACGAUCAGAUCUCUGCAUCCUCUUCUGCUUCGAAGCAGUUGGAGCAGACAGAGCAUUCAAGUCCACAAACUAAUUGUUAUAAGCUCUUUCCAGAUCUCUUGUCCUGAAAGAGAAGGUACUGUAUUGGUAUUUACAAAUGUUUGAUGAAGGAAUUAAGUAAUAAGUCAGCCUCUUUCUUUUUUAUAUUCUAUGGAAGUAUAUAGGGUGACAUGACUAUUGUGUUUAUUAGGCUAAUAUGUGGGGUGGCACCAUGUAUUUAUUAUAUAGAUUUGAGCCACAGGGUUUGCUACUUUUCUCAUCUUCAUUGCUGUCUUGUCCUGAAAAUUCUUUCGUAUCUCUACUUUCUCUAAGUUUAUGUUGGAGGAAGCUAGACCGAUUAAUGCUAGCUUUAUGUGGACUGGCAGUGGACGGCGUGUACUAUUAUGGAUGGAAAGGAUGAGGGUGUACUUUGAUGAUUUGAAUGCAAAGCAAUA